ACCAUUGCAAGCCAUGGGUGAGUUAGCUAGCUAGUAUCUAGCUGUGGGUCGUCACAGUAAUAUUUUACAUGUUCGCCAAUCGGUAAGACGAUGGAAGAUUGGACGAAAUUCUCAGCAAAUGUGAGCAAGGAGGACGAAGAUGAUUUUGAGCUAGAUGAGGAGCAUUUUGCCGUUUCUGUUCAGAGCCCUCACUCCUUGGCUCCCAGAUGGCAUGGAUUCUGCUUGCAGUGGACGUGAAGGACCUACACAAAAUUGAGCGGAAUGGAACAUCUGUUGAUGAUUAUCUUGUGCUUGGUCUUCAGGAUGGCUAAGAGGAGACAAGGUGUCUUGGAAGCAGCUAAUCUCAGCCAUAUUCCAGCCAGCUGGUGGCAAUAACAGCGCAUGGCUCUAGACGUUGCUGGAUCCUUCAAAGAGAUGUGUACUUUCAAACUAUUGAGCAAGCUUGCAAUGCUAGCCACUGCACAUAUUUGUAGUUCUAGAUCUAGUAUUGAUAGUGCAGUCAAAGAUAUCCAGGGUCUUCUGGGGAACAAAGUUGCAGCCCGCUGGUACCAGAUGGGUGUCACUCUAGGAGCCCCACAAAUCCUGGUCCCACCCCUUCAUGUGGAGAACAGAGUGUACCAGUUUACUAUUAUACUCCUUUAUGAAGGUGUGGCAGCUGCUGUGCAUGACACUGUCUCUGGUCCUACCACUACUACAAAAAGGACCGGGAAACUAGACAUAAACAAAGAUGUUCUUGAAGCUAAAACCCUGUUGAUAAAUCUGGAAAAAGAUGAACUUAAGGAUCUAUUUAUGAAACUGGGACUUUCUGAUGCUACACUACAUAACAAGUACUCAGCCAGUGUUAGUGUCUACGCCAGUGACUUGUUGCGAGCAUGGAUACUAGGAAAGGAUGGCGUGCUGAAGUCAGGAGGAACUACAUGGGAGAAUUUGAGGAGAUCUCUUAUUUCAUUGAAUCAUCAUGGAGUAGCAGAGAAUGUAUGACUGCAUUGUUGCACGUAAUUGACUCUGGAAUGCGGAAAAACGAGUAGCAGAGAACGUAUGACUGCAUUGUUGCACGUAAUUGACUCUGGAAUGCGGAAUAACG
This is a messenger RNA of Geodia barretti, 1084 nucleotides long. Lineage: Eukaryota; Metazoa; Porifera; Demospongiae; Tetractinellida; Geodiidae. The record is from the annotation of a GenBank genome assembly.